CGGCGGAGGCGGGAAGGCUCGGGCAGCUCGUGGUUGAAGGAGCGGAUCUGCGGUCUUGCAAGGAGGAGGGUGGGAGGAAGUGGGAGCAGCGAUGGUGAUGGCUGCCAAGAAGGGUCCAGGCCCGGGUGGCGGCGGGGUCAGCGGGAGCAAGGCGGAGGCAGAAGCGGCCUCGGAGGUGUGGUGCCGCCGGGUGCGGGAGCUGGGUGGCUGCAGCCAGGCCGGGAACCGUCACUGCUUCGAGUGCGCCCAGCGCGGGGUCACCUACGUGGACAUCACCGUGGGCAGCUUCGUCUGCACCACCUGCUCCGGCCUCUUGAGAGGUCUGAACCCACCUCAUCGUGUCAAGUCCAUCUCCAUGACAACUUUCACUGAGCCUGAAGUACUAUUCCUGCAAUCCCGUGGAAAUGAGGUUUGCAGGAAGAUCUGGCUGGGUCUUUUUGAUGCUCGGACAUCUUUAAUCCCAGAUUCCAGGGAUCCUCAGAAGGUGAAGGAGUUUCUCCAGGAAAAAUAUGAGAAGAAAAGAUGGUAUGUUCCCCCAGAGCAAGUCAAAGGGCCUUCCUACACCAAAGGCAGUGCCUCUGCCCCUGUGCAGGGCUCCAUCCCCGAGGGGAAGCCCCAGCGGACACUCCUCGGAGAUCCCACGUCAUCUCUCUCAGAUGCUGCUUCCAGCUCAAGCCAGUCUGCCAGCCAGUCUCAGGCUCGCCCAGCCCAGGCCCGGAGCUCCCAGCCUCCUUCCCAGUCUUCGGCCAAGAAGGCCAGCACUGACCUGCUGGCUGACAUCGGCGGAGACCCCUUUGCUACUCCUCAGGUGGCACCAGCCUUUGCUGCAUUCCCAGCCUUUGGAGGCCAGACCCCUUCUCAUGGGGCUUUUGCCAACUUUGAUGCCUUUGGCAGCAGCCCCAGCUCUUCUGCCUUCGGAAGCCUUCCUCCAACAGGCCAAGCCCCGUUCCAGACCCAGCCUAACCCAGCAGCCAGUCGGAUGCUAAUUGGAAGUUACAGCUUUGGGAGCAGCCAGGUGUCUCCAUUUGGGGCCACUCCUCUUGCUGCCGCCUCGCAGCCCAAUAGCCUUGCAGAUAUGGGUGGCCUCCUGGGACCCGGAAUAUCAGCCGGAGGUCUCCCCAGCAGCCUCUUCGGGAUGGCCAGCCGGGUCCCCGCGUUCCAGUCAGCCGCGUCGGGUGGCAGUGGCAACGCGGGGCUCACUUACGGAGCUGUCACCAACCCUUUUGCCGCUCCUGCAGCCCACCCCCAGCUGCCCUCCACCAACCCGUUCCAGCCCAGUGGCCUGGCGCCAGGGCCUGGCUUUGGGAUGGGCAGCGCUGUGCCUGGCUUCCCCCAGCCAGUGCCAACGGGGGCUUUCGCCAGCACCUUCCCUACGCCACUGCUCCCACCACAGGCGUCACUGACUCCGCAGCAGAGUGGCUCUUCCUUCACGGACUUAGGAUCUUCCAAACUGGGCCAGAGGCCACUGAGCCAGCCAGCUGGAAUCUCCACCAACCCCUUCAUGACUGGACCCUCACCGUUUGCCUCCAAACCUCCAACCACCAAUCCAUUCUUGUAGCACUGUGUCCUGGGGUACCUCUUCUCUACUCUCUGGGGCUCCUCUGUGCCUAGAGCUCCGGUGACCAUUAGCCUGUGGGCAUCUCUGUGGGUCUAAUGCCAGAAUGGGCCUGGAGACAGUGGAGGUGCUAAUGCCUUGCUCGGGGCUUCCAGAUGUGUCAGAUGGGGCCUCCUGGUCAGCCAGCCAGGGGCUUCCUUCCUUCUCAGCUGGCCUCUAACCAGGAGGCAGGCGGCACGGGAAUGCAGGCGCCCUGGCCUGGAGGAGCCACAGUAGUGAUUUUUUUUUUUUUUUUUUUUUGUCAAAUUAAGUACGACCAACCCUUUCCUCUCUCCUGCUCUUGACAUACACAUACAUGGCGCUCCGUCCCUCUCAUCCUGUGGCCUUGGCCUGAGCGGUGCUCCCUUGGGAGCAAGUCUUCUGCCAUGCCCAGCUUCCCAAGGCUGUGCUCCUCCCUGACAGAAGUGCAGUGGGAAAAGUAGGGUAAAGACGAGCCUUGGUGUUGACAGUGGACAGACAGCCCAGGGCUGAGAAGGCCCUGUGUCCAGCACCUUUGUUGUCCUGGCUUGGCCGCACCUACUUUUCUCUGCCUCGGUUGUUUUGUUUCCCUACUGCCCCCAUCCGGGUAGUUGGAACGCUUAGUCUUACUCACAGAACUGCACAUGCCCGACUCCUGUCAAGCACUUUAGCCGUUGGUGUCGUGUUUGGAUACCAGUGUUUUAUAUUUAUACAUAGUUUUCUAAUAUAGCCUAUUAUAUAUAUAUAUAUAUGUAUACAUAUAUACAUAAAUAUGUAUACAGAUACCUCCCUCAGCCAUCCUCCCAGACACCCCUGCAACAUAGGGAAUGGAGCUAGGCCUGGUGGCACAGGGCAUGUCACCCCAUCACUUGGGAGGCUGAGAUAAGAGGAUCAAAAAUUCAAGGCCCAGCCAGACAUGGUGGCACACGCCUUUAAUCCCAGUACUCGGGAGG
This is a messenger RNA of Jaculus jaculus (lesser Egyptian jerboa), 2526 nucleotides long. It is a transcript of the gene Agfg2, whose product is annotated as ArfGAP with FG repeats 2. The record is from RefSeq and is a predicted model, not a curated record. Bases 92 to 1558 code for a protein of 488 amino acids. The transcript has 13 exons. Gene Ontology annotation, molecular function: GTPase activator activity. Lineage: Eukaryota; Metazoa; Chordata; Mammalia; Rodentia; Dipodidae.